Lasiosphaeria miniovina is the source of this 1111-nucleotide messenger RNA. RefSeq lists its product as uncharacterized. Lineage: Eukaryota; Fungi; Ascomycota; Sordariomycetes; Sordariales; Lasiosphaeriaceae. The transcript is spliced from 3 exons. The annotation marks the transcript as partial. The record is from RefSeq and is a predicted model, not a curated record.
AGAGACGCCACUUCCACCACGACGCCCGAAGCCCAACCUUUUAAUGAUUUUCUACCGCCUUUGAGAUUGCACGACGGUCGUUCGCCUCUGCUUCUUCCUGCACCGGCACUCCAACUUCGCAUCGUCCUAGUCGCAAGCACGCCCCUGCUGGCCGCCAAUACUCGCCCGAGAUCGGUUAGUUCGAUUGAUGCACAAGAGUCGCCCGUAUCAGCGCUUCCGAAAGAAUGCCUACGGAUUCGCCCCCGCCCAUCAGGGUCGAGUACGUCGGCACCAGAUCCCUCGAGUGGGGUGCCCGUGCUGCCAUCGUCGCCCGGCAGCGCCGAGCCCUCACAUGCUACAGCUUCUGCCCCGGCUCCGACACCAGACCUGCUGGAUUCGCAGCGCUCGGGGUCACUAGCAGAUACCUUCGAAUCGCAGUCGUCGUCGCAAGAGUCCCAGCUUCCCGAGACGGACGAGGAACUCAAGCAGCAAUUCGCCCAGUACGUCCGAGAUGAGAUUUCCAGCAUCCGAUCCGAGUAUGCCCCCACCAGCGCUGCCAAGGAGGCAAAGGCAACGCAGGCAAAGCUUGAUAUGUUUAGCAUAGGGGCUAUGAAGUCUUACAUGGAGAAGAAGGGCGUCUCGUCGGCCUUUAUAGCGCAUCUCAGGUUCGCAUAUUCGAUAUGUAUACCUAAGAUCUAAUUCAUACUCGAUACCUAGAUAAACUAGGCGGCGGGGGAUAAGGCGAAGAACUUGAAACGCAAGAGGUCGGACACGUCUAGACACACUACGCCGACGGUCGAGGAUCUUCCCACCGGAGACACCGGAGACAGGCCGGCCGUUCCAACGCAAACAAGAUCGCCCAGGCCAAAGUACCAAAGUGGUACGACGGAAGCUGUGUUCUCUCUGGCAGCACACCGGUCGACGGGGCACACAUUGUAGACGUGAGGGCCUCGGGGAUGAAUGCCCUCUCUUUCUGGGAGACGCUGGGUAUGUUUUGGCCUCUUAAGAAUGUCGAUAAGCUCGAUAUCAAAGGCCAGGAAGUACGGAACAUCCUCCCCCUCAACACGGGCGUCCAUAUCUUCUGGGAUCGGCACAGAUUCGCGCUCCGUCCCGUCGAGCACCCGACAGACCC